CCGCCGCCGCCGCCGCCGCCCCCGCCGCCGACGUCGCCGCCGCCGCCGCCGCCGCUGCCGCCGCCGCCGCUGCCUGGGUGAAGCACUAUGGAGGGAGCUUCGGCCAAGCGCUGGUACUUCACCCGGGAACAGCUGGAGAAGAGCCCAUCCCGUCGUGCCGGCAUCGACCCGGACAAGGAGCUCUAUUGCCGGCAGCAAGCAGCCAAUCUGCUUCAGGACAUGGGGCAGCGUCUCAAUGUCUCUCAACUGACUAUCAACACUGCCAUUGUAUACAUGCAUCGAUUCUACAUGGUCCAGUCUUUUACACAAUUCCAUCGAAAUAGUGUUGCUCCAGCAGCCCUUUUUCUGGCAGCUAAAGUAGAGGAACAACCACGAAAACUAGAACAUGUAAUCAAGGUAGCGCAUGCUUGCCUCCACCCUCUGGAUGCACUUCCUGACACCAGAAGUGAGGCUUACCUGCAACAAGUCCAAGACCUGGUCAUUCUAGAGAGCAUAAUACUGCAGACCCUGGGCUUUGAAAUAACAAUUGACCACCCACACACGCAUGUAGUAAAGUGCACACAGCUUGUCCGAGCAAGCAAGGAUUUGGCACAAACUUCCUACUUCAUGGCAACCAACAGCCUGCACUUGACUACAUUUAGCCUGCAGUACACACCUCCUGUGGUGGCUUGCGUCUGCAUUCACCUGGCCUGUAAAUGGUCCAACUGGGAGAUCCCAGUCUCCAGUGAUGGGAAACACUGGUGGGAGUAUGUGGAUGUCACAGUGACCCUGGAGCUUCUUGAUGAACUGACGCAUGAAUUUCUACAAAUCCUUGAGAAAACCCCUAACAGGCUCAAGCGCAUUCGAAAUUGGAGGGCUUGCCAGGCAGCCAAGAAAUCUAAAUCAGGUGAUCCAGGAGAAGAUGACUCUCUUUCAGAGCAGGCAAUCCUCAGCAUGAUCUCCAGGAGCUCUUCAGAUAUGAACAUUGCAGGCUUAAUGAGCAUGUCAACUUCUAACACAACAAGCACCGUGCCUUCUCUCCCAGCUAAGGAGAAGUCCCCCAGUGAUUUAAGCAGUGUAGAGAUGUUGCAGGCUGAGCACUGGCUGCCUUCACAGCACUCCCACAAGCUGGAAUCUACUCAGGGUCAUCGGACUAAUGAGCAUCUAGCACUUAUAGGAGCUGACCAUUCUUUGCAGCAGGACCCAGCUGCAUUUGUUUCUCAAAAGCAGAGCAGCAAAAGUGCACCAGCUGCAAAGGUGUCACUGAAGGAGUAUCGAGCUAAGCAUGCUGAGGAGCUUGCUGCUCAAAAACGACAGCUGGAAAACAUGGAGGCCAAUGUGAAAUCACAGUAUGCUUAUGCUGCCCAGAAUCUCUUGGCUCAGCAAGAGAGCCACUCCUCUGUCAUUCUGAAAAUUCCCAUGGAAAGUUCUGAAAACCCAGACCGCCUUAGUCUGGAAAAGGCAGACAAAGCAGCUCUCAAAAUGAGAAUCCCCAUGGUAGGCGGAGGAGAUAAAGCCCUUUCUACAAAACCAGAGGAGAUAAAAAUGCGUAUUAAAGUUCACACAGCAGCUGAUAAACAUAGCUCCGUGGAUGAGUUUGGGGCAAAAACCCGGGAACACAAGGAGAAGCACAAGGUCCACACAUCAAAUCAUCAUCACCACCACCACAAUCACCAUUCACACAAACACUCCCACUCCCAACUCCCAAGUGGUGCUGGAAACAAGCGACUGAGUGACUCGAAACAUAGCAGCCAGCCAAGCAUUCUGGCCCACAAAGCCUACAACUUGUCUGUUUCCUCUUCCUCUUCUAGUUCAGCCCGUAAAAGGCCCCUUCCUGAGGAGUCUGGAGUAAUAUAUGAGCACCCUGCCAAAAUUGGCAAGACCUCUAAAUCAUCCUCGGUGACUUUCUCCUUCCCCACUCUUCCUGCAAUGACACAAUUGCCUGGGCAUAGCUCAGAAACAAGCAGCCUUCCCUUCUCCAGAGCUCCUCAUGUGAAAUCGGACAAAGGCUCCACUGGAGCAAAUGGACAUAACACAGCUCAAACAAUAGACUAUCAGGACACAGUUAACAUGCUUCACUCACUGCUUAGUGCCCAGGGCAUGCAGCCCACGCAGCCCUCUGCUUAUGAAUUUGUUCACUCUUAUGGUGAAUAUCUGAAUCCACGUGCUAGUGGAGCUCCUUCCAGAGCAGGCAAUUUAGACAAACCUCGACCACCUCCUCUACCAUCAGAACCUCCCCCACCACUCCCACCCCUUCCUAAGUAAACAACAAAGAAAAGCCCCCUCCCCUCCUUAUUUUUUUUUUUUUUUUUUAACUACUGAGUCUGGACUAAGAAAAUUACAUAUAUGAAAUUUUUGUCACUCUCUUUGGGCCAGGGAAGGGAGGGUGUAGUGGGUAGGAUAUUUGUUAUUAUAUCCACUGCCUCAGAAAUAACUAUUUUAUUAUAGUUUUUACUGGUAUUAGAGAAGUGAGAAUUCCUUAAAGCUGUGAAGGAUUGAAGACACUUCCUCUGUUCUAUGCUCCUGUGUCUCCCAGCUGGGUGGUUGGUGUUGGUGGUUAUUUUCCCCUUCCUAACCCCCAUAUUUUUGUGUCAGGACUAAAAAGUGUAAUUUUUCUUUCAAACAAAAAACAAAACUUGUGGAAUUAUUGGGGUUUUAAUAUAUCAAAAGAGAGGAAGUAUUUAAACAUGUCAAAAUCUUUUAAAAAGUAAUUUAAAAAUAACUUAUCCGUUAAGUUUUUA
Molecule: messenger RNA, 2720 nt
Organism: Sarcophilus harrisii (Tasmanian devil)
Lineage: Eukaryota; Metazoa; Chordata; Mammalia; Dasyuromorphia; Dasyuridae
Gene: CCNT1
Product: cyclin T1
Exons: 9
Coding region: 88-2244 (718 amino acids)
Biological process (GO): positive regulation of DNA-templated transcription, elongation; regulation of transcription by RNA polymerase II
Cellular component (GO): nucleus; cyclin/CDK positive transcription elongation factor complex
Molecular function (GO): cyclin-dependent protein serine/threonine kinase activator activity
Source: RefSeq, a predicted model, not a curated record